This is a messenger RNA of Harpegnathos saltator (Jerdon's jumping ant), 2892 nucleotides long. RefSeq lists its product as uncharacterized. The transcript is spliced from 2 exons. The record is from RefSeq and is a predicted model, not a curated record. NCBI's taxonomy places the organism in Eukaryota, Metazoa, Arthropoda, Insecta, Hymenoptera, Formicidae. Bases 1942 to 2613 code for a protein of 223 amino acids.
UCUAAUAGUUUUCGGGAAAUUUUAGCCAAAUUUUUCUUAGUAGCCAAAAUUCUUUCCUUGACUAAUCUUGACGACGUCUGUCGUAAAAUUCCUUUCGCCUGGAUUGAGGAUGGAACAAGGUUUUUUAAUUGAAAACAUUUUGGUAUUACCUGGUGGUCACGGCAUCGUUUUAAAAAUGUUAGAGGACACAGUUGGACGUGCAAGGACUUCCUAACUUUGAUGAAUAGGUUCACCGACCCUAGAAUCACCUCCCCGUGGAGGUUCUUAAUACUAGUUUUUAGACUUUCGCGGCCAUCGAUAUCAGGGUUUCUUUUGAAUACCGCGUUGUAAUUCAGCUUUGUGCCGACGUUUCGCAAACAUUGCAGCUUGCAUCAUCAAGGCUAGGAGCUCCGAUGAAGAAUGAAAGAGUAUAUAAGGACAACCACAAAUUAGGAAGACUCAGUAUCGAAGCUCUUAGCCUUGAUGAUGCAAGCUGCAAUGUUUGCGAAACGUCGGCACAAAGCUGAAUUACAACGCGGUAUUCAUCCAAAAGAAACCCUGAUAUCGAUGGCCGCGAAAGUCUAAAAACUAGUAUUAAGAACCUCCACGGGGAGGUGAUUCUAGGGUCGGUGAACCUAUUCAUCAAAGUUAGGAAGUCCUUGCACGUCCAACUGUGUCCUCUAACAUUUUUAAAACGAUGCCGUGACCACCAGGUAAUACCAAAAUGUUUUCAAUUAAAAAACCUUGUUCCAUCCUCAAUCCAGGCGAAAGGAAUUUUACGACAGACGUCGUCAAGAUUAGUCAAGGAAAGAAUUUUGGCUACUAAGAAAAAUUUGGCUAAAAUUUCCCGAAAACUAUUAGAAUUACAUCUCUUUCUUGCAGGUACAUUAGAUCCUGAACGAUGGCAGACACUGGACCGAGUGACGUACGAACAAGCUGUUCGCUUCGCUGAAGAAAAAACGCGGGAGCAGAAAGAAAAGUACAACAAAUCAAUCCACAAGCCCAAACACCAGUUCUCGCAGAUAUAGCAAAGAACAUAAGCAAACAAACCCUAUCUCCAUCUGAGAUCACCGUCUUCGCCAAAGGACACGAUUUCACAGUUACACCAUCCAGUAUUCCCAUAGAGGAAAUAAUCAGCCAAGUGGAGACGGCUAUCUACCAUCUUAUUCCGGAAGCUAGCAACGACAUCAGAAAUCGGAUCGGAGAGCCAACAUUCUCCGCAAGGCCAAAGCCCCUGUACAGAACAUAAGACGAGAAGAAAAUCUAGCGUCCAAAAACUUAAAGAAGGACAAGAUCUGAAUCCUACCAGCUGACAAAUAAAACGCCACAGUGGUUAUGUAUAGGGAAGAGUACUGCAACAAAGUGAAUAUUAUGCUCUCAGACCACAAAAUCUACAAGAAACUUAAACGCAACUCAACUUCGAGCGUAGAAAAGAAAACAGCUACUUUGCUCAAAAACUCAAGUCUCCCUGCGCCAAUUAUCAAAUAUUUAACUCCCCGAAAAUCUUCAGCACCCAGAUUGUAUGGUCUUCCUAAGAUUCACAAGGAAUGGGUUCCCCUACGCCCAAUCGUUAGCAAUAUCGGUGGAGCUACCUAUCAACUAGCCCGCUAUCUCACAAAACCCCUCCAGAAGCUCACUGGGCUCAAUGACUCACACAUAAAGAACUCAAUGGAUUUCAUAAAGAAGGUAACAAAGAUGAAGACAGGAACUAAUGACAUCUUAUUCCAAGGGGAAUUCUUCGAACAAACAUCAGGAGCUGCAAUGGGAUCUCCAGUGUCGCCGACCAUUGCCAACAUUUUUAUGGAAUACUUUGAGAAUGAAGUCCAGAAGAACGCACCUCUUAAACCUUCGGUAUGAUUUCGAUAUGUGGAUGAUACGUUUGUCAUUUGGAGUCAUGGCAAGGAAACGCUUCCCCAAUUUCUUGACUUCCUAAAUUCAUUGCAUCCAAAUAUCCAGUUUACAAUGGAGGUGGAACAAAAUAAACAAAUUCCCUUUCUGGACGUACUGGUUCGAAGGAACGAAGAUGGCACACUAAGUCACCGAAUUUACCGAAAACCCACACAUACUGAUCGAUAUCUACACGCAAUCUCUCAUCACCAUCCAGCACAAAAGAAAUCUGUCAUUAGUUUCCUGGUCUAUAGAGCCUUAAAAAUUUCUGAAACAGCUUCCUUAGAUGAAGAAUUAGAACACCUCAAUCGGACCUCAACCAACAACGGAUACGAGAGUAAAGACAUCAAUCGAGUAACCUAUAAACUUAAGAACAAAAUUUCGGAUCCGAACAACACCCAAGAGCCAAAGGAAGAAAGAGUAAAAACUGAGUCACCAGAGGAAGAAAGAGAAAAGGACAAGACGGUUGUCCUCCCACAUCUUCGAGGUAUAAUAGAACGUAUUGGCAGGAAUCUAAACAAACAUAACAUCAGAGUGAUUUUCAAGACACCAAUAAAGAUCUCACAAUUACUCCCCAACCGAAAGACGAGAAACCACACUUGGACACCAGGUGUGUAUAAGAUCCCUUGUGCAUGCGGAAAAAUAUAUAUAGGAGAAACCGGGAAGAGGAUUAGUACACGGAUCAAAGAAUGCGAUGUACCAAAUACGGUCACUUUUCUCAAUCUGCCUUGGCUGAACACUGGAUGAAGACUGGAUACACCGUGCAAUUUGACAAAACAACCAUUCUGAUCCCCUCACAAAACUAUUACGCCAGAAAACAUCGAGAAGGGUUGGAAAUUCUGAAACAUCCCAACAAUGUUAACCGAGAUAAGAGUCUUCAGAUGAACUCUAUUCGGCACGCUGUCCUCCCGGUUUUUAAUUUACUAGCUAGCCAAUUAAUAUGAUUUGUCGAAAUAUUUCCUCCACCUCGUUCCCCAUUUCUCUCAACCCCCACUUAGAAGAAUGGAAGAGUAUAUAAGGACAACU